This is a messenger RNA of Dioscorea cayenensis subsp. rotundata (Guinea yam), 2514 nucleotides long. Its product is annotated as AT-rich interactive domain-containing protein 5-like. The transcript has 13 exons. The record is from RefSeq and is a predicted model, not a curated record. Gene Ontology annotation, biological process: regulation of transcription by RNA polymerase II. Gene Ontology annotation, molecular function: DNA binding. The coding region runs from base 577 to 2055 and encodes 492 amino acids. Lineage: Eukaryota; Viridiplantae; Streptophyta; Magnoliopsida; Dioscoreales; Dioscoreaceae. Gene Ontology annotation, cellular component: nucleus.
GUGAUCUGGAAGCGGUGAUCUGAUUCGAUAGUCUUGGGCGAUACGCUCGUGAGCUAGUUUGGGGCUUGCUUUUGACUCGUUUCCCUCCAAUUGGAUGAAAUUUAGGGAUUUCUGAGAGCCUGGACGAAACCCUAAUCUGGAUUUGAUCUGAUUCGAAGACCUAAUCCUCCCCAGCUGCUCUCAAAUCCUUGCAAGAAGAAGCUAUUUUCGAGUUUCAAGUACGACUGCACGAACAAGUUGAGUCCUUUUCUCCCGUAUCUCUUGAAAAUCUUGGGAUUCAUCGUUCUAGGGUUUUAGAAUUUCUAGAAAAUCCGGAGUUUUUCAUGUGUUAUUGGAACUAUAUGGUUUGAUUUGAAACAAGGGUUUGGAUGGAUGUGGAAAUAGAUGAAUCUUUGCAUUAGGGGAUUAGGGUUAUUUUAGGUUCGGAUAAUCUACAAAUCUCUUCGUUUUUGUUGCUUUAAUCGUUAGGUUUUUUGGGUUUUGAUGAUCUUGAGUGGGAAGAAGGUGCAAAUAAGGUUUUUUGGUUUGAAGGGUUGAAGAAAGAAGGCAGCUUUGAGAAAUUUAGAUUCUAUCUCGAUGAGUGAGAAAAAGGAUGGUGGAGAGUCAGCGUAUGAAGCUUCAAAGCUCUCUAGCAAAGACCAGAGUGAUGUAGGAGUAGAAGAGAAGGGUUCACCUUCUUUGGCUGUGAAUCCAAUGGAUGCGCAUAUCCACAAGCUACAAGAAUCAGAGGCUGAAGCUGGGCCUGGGCCUGGGGCUAGCAAUAACGCGGACCUUGCAGGAACCACAUCAGAAGUCGGCCAUGUUGAAGCUGAGCCAAAUGAUAAAGAUAUUGGUGUAACACCUGAUUCAAAUAAUAGCACUGAAGACCUUGCUUUGAAUAAUGCUACUGAAGAUCCACCUUUGGUGAAACAUGUGGAGAAUGCUGAUGAGCAUGCUGUUGUUGGUGUUAAGAAAGAAAAGGAGGGUGAGGUGGUUGAUUUACCUGUGGAGAGUGGUGGAAGACAUGGUGAGAAAGAUAAUGCUAAAAGAACGGAUUCUGAAGAUAAUCAUAACCUAGAAACUGCUACAAAAGAGGAAAAGGAAGAGGAGGAUCCAUCUAAUGAUGCACCCAACCAGUCUUUCAUAUUUGACUACACGGAGGGUGAAGAAUCUGGAACAGAAGAAGAUCAGGUGGCUUUCAUGAAUGAACUGGAGACCUUUCACAGGGAAAAAAAUUUGGAGUUCAAGCCUCCCAAGUUUUAUGGAGAAGGACUGAAUUGCCUGAAGCUGUGGAGAGCAGUCACAAGAUUGGGUGGCUACGACCAGGUCACAUCUUGCAAGCUCUGGCGUCAGGUGGGAGAGUCUUUCAGGCCUCCAAAAACUUGUACCACUGUUUCUUGGUCAUUCCGGAUAUUUUAUGAGAAGGCCCUACUUGAGUAUGAGAAGCAUAAAAUUCAGACUGGUGAGCUGCAAGUACCUAUACCUUCAGUCCCAGAGACCAUGCCACUUGAACAUCAGGUGGGAGGAAGUCAAGGUUCUGGCUCAGGAAGAGCGAGAAGGGAUGCUGCAGCUCGGGCUAUGCAGGGUUGGCACUCUCAGAGGUUACUUGGUAAUGGUGAGGUUGGAGAUCCAAUCAUCAAGGAUAAAAGCUCAGUGAAAGAUAAGAAUUCUAAAGGCAUUGGUAUUGUUAAGAGGAAGAAACCAUCUAGCCUGGAACAUACAGAAGCCAAAGCUGCACGUCCGAAAGUCGCUAAGACACAGACUGAUAUAAUGGUAGUUGAUGUUGGGCCUCCUGCUGAUUGGGUGAAGAUCAAUGUGCGGACAACUAAGGAUUGCUUUGAAGUUUAUGCUUUAGUUCCUGGGCUUCUGCGUGAGGAGGUACAUGUCCAGUCAGAUCCUUCUGGUCGUUUGGUUAUAUCAGGUGAGCCGGAGCAGCCAGAUAAUCCUUGGGGUGUCACCCCUUUUAAGAAGGUUAUAACCUUGUCAUCACGCAUUGACCCCCAUCAGACAUCAGCAGUUGUCACUCUUCAUGGUCAGCUUUUUGUCCGUGCUCCUUUUGAGCAGUCAGACUCGUAGCCGACAAAUGAGGCUGACUAACUGAUGAAAUGCGUCAUAUACAACUGAUUAAAUGGAAAGUGAAAAUACUAUGACAUCUUUGUUGAUACUUACCUGCGCAGUUCAGGUCAUAAAGACUAUGAGCGGGAUUAGCCAUCUUCUAGAAUGCUGAUGCUUUAACAAAUUUCUUGUAAAUUGGUACUCAUUGUCGCAUCUUCUGCAGUGAGGAACAUUGUGCACUGCAAACUUAGAAGUAGAAAACAUCCUUGCGGACCGUUUGUUCAUUAGCUUUGCAAGACUGCUUUCUUGUAAUGGGCUAUUGUACAAGACGCAGUCUGAUGUGUUUGUUAUUCGGUAGGGAUAUCAGUCUCAUUUUACAGAUCGAUGCUAUGCUGUAUUUAACCCAGAUGUGUGUUUCAGAAGAUGGAAUUCUAUUGCACAUUGAAAACUUGAUGCUUAUAUGAUUUUCAUUCGCAGCCA